Ochotona curzoniae (black-lipped pika) is the source of this 4185-nucleotide messenger RNA. RefSeq names its product minichromosome maintenance 10 replication initiation factor (gene MCM10). The coding region runs from base 51 to 2690 and encodes 879 amino acids. The record is from RefSeq and is a predicted model, not a curated record. Lineage: Eukaryota; Metazoa; Chordata; Mammalia; Lagomorpha; Ochotonidae. The transcript has 19 exons. Gene Ontology annotation, molecular function: DNA replication origin binding; single-stranded DNA binding. Gene Ontology annotation, cellular component: nucleus; replication fork protection complex. Gene Ontology annotation, biological process: DNA replication; DNA replication initiation.
GAUCCUACAUUGCUCAUCUCCUGGACCCCAAUCUCCCUUGGAAGUUCCCUAUGCAUCCUUCUCUUGACCACAUGGAUGGAGAAGAUGAUUUGUCAGUGCUGACCGCCCUGCUGGAAGAGAAUGAAUCAGCCUUGGAUUAUAACUUGGAGAACUCACGACCCCAAGAGGAGGGUAGACCCGACACGUUUGAUGAGCUCUUUGAUGCUGAUGGUGACGGGGAGUCUUACACAGAGGAAGCUGAUGAUGGGGAAGUGGAAAGGACAGAGGACCAAAAAGACAAUGUGGCCAUGCUGUUUGGAGACGUAGGGGACUUAACAGAUGAAGAAGAAAUUCCUACACCACAAUCAACUGAAAAUAAAGUCCUCCCAGCUCCUGUACCCGGUCAGGAGAAAACUAACCAAGAACUACAAGAUGAACUAAGAAAGUUGCAAGAGCAAAUGAAAUCUUUACAAGAGCAGCUCAAAGUAGCAACAAUUAAACAACCUUCAAGUCCAGUCCUGCAUAAAUCCACUGGUAAGUCUCCACGCCCACCUCUUGAGAAGAAAAUUCGGAGGAUUCAAGAGUCAACAUGCUUUUCUGCAGAGUUGGAUGUCCCUGCUCUGCCAAGAACCCAGCGGGUGGCUCGGACCCCAAAGGCUUUGACAGGUGUGCCCAAAACCUUACCAACUUCUAGGAUGCCCACUGCUCCCUCCCAGCCACUCCAAGCUAUUCCUGGGAAUAAGCCUAACGGGAUGACAAGAGAUCAGAGAACAGAGGCUCCAAGACGUCCCCAGGAGGCAACUCCACAGAUGCCUGUCUCCACAGAAGCCUUCUCAGGCUUGCGGCUCAGGAAACCUCGAGUAUCCUCCACAGAAAUGACCAAGAAGAUGACUGGCCGAAAACUGAUCAGAUUGUCCCAGAUCAAGGAAAAGAUGACAAGUGAGAAGCUGGAAGAAAUAGACUGGGUGACAUUUGGGGUGAUAUUGAAGAAAGUCACCCCACAAAGUGCUAACAGCGGGAAAACAUUUAGCAUCUGGCGGCUGAAUGAUCUUCGUGACCUGACGCACUGCGUGUCGUUGUUCUUGUUUGGAGAAGUUCACAAACAACUCUGGAAAACGGAGCAAGGCACUGUCGUGGGGCUACUCAAUGCUAACCCCAUGAAGUCCAGAGAUGGCUCAGAGGAGGUGUGCUUAUCUAUUGAUCAUCCCCAGAAGGUCCUAAUUAUGGGUGAAGCUCUUGACCUGGGAACCUGUAAAGCAAAGAAGAAGAAUGGAGAACCAUGCACCCAGACUGUGAAUUUGAACGAAUGCGAGUACUGCCAGUAUCACGUCCAGGCGCAGUACAAGAAGCUCAGUGCAAAGCGAGCCGAUUUGCAGUCCACUUUCUCCGGAGGGCGGAUUCCAAAGAAGUUCGCCCGCAAAGGCUCCAGCCUCAAGGAACGGCUGUGUCAAGAUGGCUUUUACUAUGGAGGAGUUUCCUCUGCAUCGUAUGCAGCCUCGAUGGCAGCUGCUGUGGCUCCCAAGAAGAAGAUUCAGACCACGCUGACCAAUCUGGUUGUGAAGGGCUCAGACUUGAUCAUUCAGGAAACACAACAAAAGCUUGGAAUACCCCAGAAGAGCCUGUCUUGCUCUGAGGAGUUCAGGGAGUUGAUGGACCUGCCAACGUUUGGCGCCAGGAACUUAAAACAGCGUUUUGCAAAAGCCACGACUUCAGGGAUCAUGGGGAGCCCCAAACCAGCCAUCCAGUCGAUUUCAGCCUCAGCUCUCUUAAAGCAACAGAAGCAGCACAUGUUGGAAAUGAGGAAAAGGAAAUCAGAGGAAAUACAAAAGCGCUUUCUCCAAAGCUCAAGUGAGGUCACGAGCCCAGCUGUGCCAUCCUCGUCCCAACAGCCCCCUGCUCAGUCUCCACGGGUGGAGGCCAAAUUCCCACGGCUGGAAGGAGUCCCGGCCACACAGACGCCGAGACUUGGGCGGGGCAUCUCCGAAGGAGAUGAUGUUCUGUUUUUUGACGAGUCACCACCUCCAAAACCAAAACUAAGUGCUUUAGCAGAAGCCAAAAAGUUAGCUGCUAUUGCGAAGUUGAGGACAAAAGGCCAGGUUCUUACAAAAACAGAUCCGAACAGCAUUAAAAGGAAACAGAAAGACUGCCAGGACAUCCAGGAGGUAAAGGAGCGUGUGGAAAGGAGCACCAUGUUCUCUCCUGAAGCAGAGGAUGAACUAGAGCCUGCCGUGAAAAAAAGGAGAGAGCAGCUUGCCUACUUGGAAUCUGAGGAAUUUCAGCAAAUUUUCAAAGCUAAAUCGAAGCACAGUGACAUCAUGAAAGAGGCAGAAGCUGAGCUGCAGGAGCGCUACUUCGAGCCACUGGUGAAAAAAGAACAAAUGGAAGAAAAGAUGAGAAGCAUCAGGGAAGUGAAGUGCCGAGUCGUGACGUGCAAGACGUGCUCUUACACCCAUUUCAAGCCUCUGGACACCUGCGUCAGCGAGCAGCACGACUACCACUGGCAUGAUGGUCUGAAGAGGUUUUUCAAGUGUCCCUGUGGAAACAGAAGCAUCUCCCUCGACAGACUCCCCAAGAAGCACUGCAGUAACUGUGGCCUCUACAAAUGGGAACGGGAUGGAAUGCUAAAGGAAAAGACUGGUCCAAAGAUAGGAGGAGAAACCCUGUUACCCAGAGGAGAAGAGCAUGCCAAAUUUCUGAACAGCCUGAAGUAACCCAGCCAGCUUCCUAUGUUCUGGAUUGCUCAAAGAAGAGAUUCCAGUUAAGCCCUCGGGUUUUGCCUCUUUGCUUCCCUCCAUUAUGUUGGCUUGGUAUGAAAUGUGACAUUGACAUUUAAAGGGGUGGGGAUUAAGAGUCUAUCAUCUUUGCUGGUUUAAUUAGAGAUGAUGAAAUUACUGCAUUCACACAAAUUUUUUUUUCUCCAAACACUGGGAGAUGAGCUGAGAGCUGGGCCUCUGGAUCUCUUGGUUUUAAAGCAUACACUCAAUAAAGAGCUAGUGUUUAUGUGGAUACCCAAAAGCAAAAGAAUUAAGGUGUUGCUUUUGAACUUCAGUGUCCUUAUCUGUGAAUUGAAGACAAUUGGUCCGAGUGAUUUUGCAGUGUAUCUUUCAACCCUCAGGGUCUACGAACAGUAUACUGGUUUCCCACCUGCACAUGGUCUUGAUGAACUGAAAUUAAAAGCCAGGUUUCCUUUCUGGUAUAAAGAUUGAACUACUUUGCACUUCCAUUUAGUUAUGUUUAUAAAGGGUGAGACAGUUCUCUAGUCUUACAAUAUUCGGAGGGUUGCCAUGGAGAUACUGAAAAUCUCAUCAUUUUAAGUGGUUUAUCUAAAGGAGCUAGUGUACUUCUAAAUGAAGCAGAUACAAAAUCUAAAGUGCUGUGAUGCAUGGCUGACAAGCAGAAAUGCUCUGUAGGCAAGGACAGAAUCCCAUGGUUUGAGUGUGCAUUUUAUUAAUUCAUCAUACAUUAAAGACCAAGUCCUAUGUAAAUGACCAGCAGUGAAUCCUCUGCUAACCUGACUACAAACAGACUCAGGUGGAUGCUGGCAGCACCCAAGUGUUGGGCAGAGGAUUUUGUGUUCUGAAAUUUGAUUUCCCCCAAUUUGGUAAAAUAUUAAAGGAAGUAGUUGUGAGAGAUGACUGACUUGAGUUUUCAACAGCCAAAAAUAAAGUGUCCAUUCCUUCUCUCCUGCAACUCCACUCUGCACAGGUCAGUGAUUCUGUGGCUGACUCCUGUGUUUACUGUGAGAUUUUGUGCUAAUUAAACUUUAGAGAACUCUCCAGAAGAUUCUUGCUUUUUAAAGAAGUUUUCCUAACAAAGAAAAAAGUGUUUAUUAUUAAGACCCAAAAAGUACUUAAAACUCAUGUUUUAAUGGCUCACUUAGAGUAGAUGUGUUAGUCCCAUAAAGUUAAAAGAGAGCAAUAUAUAUAAAAUAUGUCACAUAGAACUUGAACUGGCAAAUAGCCCUCUGUUGGUCAGACCCCUUCUAUAUGAAAAUAUGUUCUUUAAGUGGAGGGCGUUGGUGGAUAGUGUAUAAUAAAAUUGUGUGAUAUAUUUGUAAAGAUUGGUGGUGAAUUGAAUCUGGAUGCCCUUGAUUGUGAAAUUCCUAAAUAUAAAAUAUAAUUGAGUCAUUUCUUAGUUGUAAUAAGUCUAAGAGGGCUAUUUGAGAUAUCAAGAUGAAAAAGGCAAGUAGAUUGGGGUUAGAGAACU